AUGUCGAAAAGAGAUGCUCACCUUCAACCGCGCAUGUCCAAGAAGCCUCCCUUCACUGUGGAAGCUCCGGGCUACGAGCGUGUCGAAGGAGAAACUAUCCCCCGUCGCCUCCCCGUGGCUAAGGACGGUCUGAUCCUGAAGCCCUCGGAGGACGUCGCAACCGUCUACGAUAAUUUCCGUCGAUCUGCGCGGGUCUUCGGCAACGCGAAGGCCGUCGGCAGCCGUCGCUUGAUCAAGACCCACGUCGAGAACAAGAAGGUCAAGAAGAUCAUCGACGGCAAGGAGCAGGAGGUCGACAAGCAAUGGACCUACUUUGAAAAGAGCGAAUACUCGUACAAGAGCUUCGUCGAGUAUGAGCAGACGGCGCUGCAGCUGGGCGCCGGUCUACGGAAGCUGGGACUCGAGAAGGAACACAAGGUUCAUCUCUACGGUGCCACCAGCGCCAAUUGGCUUCUCAUGUCGCACGGAGCCUCGUCUCAGUCGAUUACCAUCGUUACCGCAUAUGAUACCCUGGGUGAAGAAGGAUUGAAACACUCUCUGGUUCAAACCGACAGUGCCGCCAUCUUCUGCGACCCCGUCCUGAUCCCCGCCGUGGCCAACGUCCUCAAGGACGCCAAGUCCAUUAAAUAUGUCAUCUACAACUCGUUCGAGGAGGUCAAGCAGGAGGACCUGGACCGACUGAAACGGGAAUAUGACUACCUGAACAUCGUGAGCUUCGACGAGCUACAAAAGCUGGGUCAAGAGAACCCCGUGGAUCCUGUUCCACCCGCCCCGGAAGACCUCUGCUGCAUCAUGUACACCUCUGGAUCGACGGGCCCGCCCAAGGGUGUUCCUCUGACGCACAAGAACGUCAUCGCUGCGACCGCCGGUAUCAACGCAAUCGUCGGAGAGUACAUCGGCCCCUCGGACAGUCUUCUGACGUACCUUCCGCAAGCGCAUAUCCUGGAAUUCAUGUUCGAGAACCUUUGUCUGUUCUGGGGUGGUACUAUGGGUUACGGAAACCCUCGCACGCUGUCGGACGCCUCCAUGCGCCACUGCAAGGGUGAUAUUCGCGAAUUCAAGCCCACCAUCCUCGUCGGCGUGCCCGCCGUCUGGGAGUCCGUGAAGAAGGGUGUGCUGAACAACUUGAACAAGGCCAACUUCGUCAUGAGAGGUCUGUUCUGGGGAGCCAUGUCCGCCAAGAACUUCCUGAUGACGACCGGUUUCCCCGGACACAACAUGGGUGCCUCGAUCAUCGACACCGUGGUCUUCCGCAAAUUGAAGGACGCCACCGGUGGUCGGUUGCGGAUAAUGAUGAACGGAGGCGGUCCGAUCUCGAAAGAAACGCAAAAGUUCCUAUCCAUGGCCAUUGCUCCCAUGAUCAGCGGCUACGGGCUGACCGAGACCUCCGCCAUGGGUGCGCUGAACGACCCGAUGGCCUGGAACCCCGACGCGCUCGGCGACCUGCCCGCCUCGAUCGAGGUAAAGCUGGUCGACUUCCCGGACGCCGGCUACCUGACCAAGAACAACCCUCCUCAGGGUGAGAUCUUCAUCCGUGGCGGCAGCGUGACCACCGCGUACUGGCAGAACGAGGAGGAGACCAAGGGCGCCUUCUCCCACGACGGAUGGUUCAUGACGGGUGACAUUGGCGAGUUCGACCAGUACGGUCACCUCAAGAUCAUCGACCGCAAGAAGAACCUGGUCAAGACCCUCAACGGUGAAUACAUUGCGCUCGAGAAGCUCGAGUCGGUCUACCGUUCCUCCCCCGUGGUCGGCAACAUCUGUGUCUACGCCGCCCAGGACCAGGACAAGCCGAUCGCCAUCAUCGUUCCCGUCGAAGCCGCGCUGCUCAAGCUGGCCCACGAGAACGGCAUCGAGGGCGACUCUGUCGAAUCCCUGGUGCACAACGAGAAGCUGAAGGGCAUCGUGCUCAAGCAGCUGCAGACUGCCGGCCGUGCCGCCGGACUCCGUGGUAUUGAGAUCAUCAACGGCGUGGUGCUCUCCGACGAAGAGUGGACCUCUCAAAACGGAUACAUGACCGCCGCCCAGAAACUCCAGCGCAAGAAGAUUGUCAGCCACUUCCAAAGCGAGAUUGACAUUGCGUAUGGCAAGAAGAAGAACGUCUAA
This is a messenger RNA of Aspergillus melleus, 2106 nucleotides long. RefSeq names its product long-chain fatty acid-CoA ligase FAA1 (gene faa4). The record is from RefSeq and is a predicted model, not a curated record. Gene Ontology annotation, molecular function: long-chain fatty acid-CoA ligase activity. Gene Ontology annotation, biological process: long-chain fatty acid metabolic process; long-chain fatty-acyl-CoA metabolic process. Gene Ontology annotation, cellular component: endoplasmic reticulum; lipid droplet; plasma membrane. The transcript has 4 exons. The coding region runs from base 1 to 2106 and encodes 701 amino acids. NCBI's taxonomy places the organism in Eukaryota, Fungi, Ascomycota, Eurotiomycetes, Eurotiales, Aspergillaceae.